Messenger RNA from Trichoderma breve, 2355 nucleotides. Its product is annotated as d-xylulose 5-phosphate/D-fructose 6-phosphate phosphoketolase domain-containing protein. The transcript has 4 exons. Gene Ontology annotation, biological process: carbohydrate metabolic process. The coding region runs from base 1 to 2355 and encodes 784 amino acids. Lineage: Eukaryota; Fungi; Ascomycota; Sordariomycetes; Hypocreales; Hypocreaceae. The record is from RefSeq and is a predicted model, not a curated record. Gene Ontology annotation, molecular function: aldehyde-lyase activity.
AUGGCUGACGUUCAGUCCAUUCGGGCAUUCGGCAAAGCCCGCUCUACCAUCGAGGGCAAGCCCCUGUCUGACGAAGAAAUCAAGCAAUACAAUGAUUAUUUCAAAGCCAGCUGCUACCUUUCUCUGGGUAUGAUCUACCUGCGAGAGAACCCUCUCCUUCGCGAGCCCCUCAAGAAGGAGCACUUGAAAUCUCGUCUUCUUGGACACUUUGGUUCAGCUCCCGGACAAAUCUUCACAUAUAUGCACUUCAACCGUCUCAUCAAAAAGUACGACCUGGAUGCCUAUUUCGUCUCCGGCCCGGGCCACGGUGCCCCCGCCGUUCUUUCGCAAUCUUAUCUUGAAGGUGUCUAUUCGGAAGUCUACCCAGACAAGUCACAAGAUAUCGAGGGCCUCCAGAAAUUCUUCAAGUAUUUCUCUUUCCCAGGCGGUGUUGGGUCCCAUGCAACCCCCGAGACUCCAGGCUCUAUCCACGAAGGAGGAGAGCUCGGAUACUCUCUUUCUCAUGCCUUUGGCUCUGUCAACAAGUUCCUUAACCCCAUCACCGAUGGCGCUGUUCUCCCUGUUUUGCAUCUCAAUGGCUACAAGAUUAACAAUCCUACAAUCUUGGCCAGAGUCUCACACGAGGAGCUGAAGAACUUGUUCCACGGUUAUGGAUACACCCCUUACUUUGUUGAGGGAGACGACCCCGAUACCAUGCACCAGGCCAUGGCCGCAACGCUUGAGCACUGCGUUAAUGAGAUCAGACGCUACCAGAAAGAGGCUCGUGAGAGUGGAAAAGCCACUCGCCCAUUGUGGCCCAUGAUUAUCCUUCGAACGCCAAAGGGCUGGACUGCACCCCGCAAGGUGGAUGGCAACUAUCUCGGAGGAUUCUGGAGAGCACACCAGGUUCCCAUUACAGAUCCAUCGACAAACCCAGAGCAUCUCAAGAUCCUCGAGGACUGGAUGCGCAGCUAUGAGCCCGACAGACUGUUUGACGAGAGUGGAAAGCCUAUCGCCUCAUUGACCGCUCUUACUCCAGAAGGUAACCGCCGCAUGAGCGCCAAUCCUGUUGCCAAUGGCGGAGUUCUUCGAAAGCCCCUUAACAUGCCUGAUUUCAAGAAGUACGGUGUCAAAGUUGAGCACUCUGGCGCUGUCAUGGACGCUAGUAUGAAGAGGCUGGGAGUCUUUUUGCGAGACGUUGUUGCAGCAAACCCUCACAACUUCCGACUAUUUGGCCCCGACGAGACCGAGUCAAAUAAACUGUCUGCUGUCUAUGAAGUGGGCAAAAAGGUUUGGAUGGGCGAAUAUUUCGAGGAGGAUGAGAAUGGCGGCAAUCUUGCUCCAGCAGGCAGAGUUAUGGAGAUGCUGUCUGAACACACCUGUGAGGGUUGGUUGGAGGGAUACAUCUUGAGUGGCCGCCACGGUCUGCUGAACAGCUACGAGCCGUUCAUUCACGUUAUUGACUCCAUGGUUAACCAGCACUGCAAGUGGCUCGAAAAGUGUCUCGAGGUGGAGUGGCGUGUCAGAGUCGCAUCCCUCAACAUCCUCUUGACCUCUGUUGUCUGGAGACAAGACCACAACGGCUUCACUCACCAAGAUCCUGGCUUCCUUGAUGUUGUUGCCAACAAGAGCCCCGAGGUGGUUCGAAUUUACCUGCCUCCCGAUGGAAACUGCCUGCUUUCUGUCAUGGACCACUGUCUUCGAUCCUCAAAUUAUGUCAACGUCGUCGUAUCCGAUAAACAAGAUCAUCUUCAAUACCUCGACAUGGAUGCAGCUGUUCAACACUGCACAAAGGGUAUUGGCAUCUGGCCCAAGUUCAGCACAGAUAUCGGCCAGGACCCUGACCUGGUCAUGGCUUCGUGUGGUGAUAUCAGCACUCACGAGACAUUGGCCGCCAUCGACUUGCUCCUUCAGCACUUCCCAGAGCUCAAGAUCCGCUAUGUCAACUGCGUGGACUUGUUCAAGCUGAUUCACCCAAGCGAGCAUCCUCAUGGCCUCAGCGACAACGAGUGGGUUAGCCUGUUCACAGCAGACACGCCCAUCAUCUUCAACUUCCACAGCUACCCCUGGAUGGUGCACAGAUUGACAUACAAGCGACCUGGAAGCCAGAACAUUCAUGUCCGCGGAUACAAAGAGAAGGGCAACAUCGAUACCCCCCUAGAGCUGGCCAUUCGCAACCAGACAGAUCGAUUCAGCUUGGCCAUUGAUGCCAUCGACCGCAUGCCUAACUUGCAUAACAGGGGUGCGGCUGCUCGACAGGCCAUGUUGAAUGCACAGAUUGAAGCUCGAAAUGAGGCGUUUGAGAGAGGUAUGGAUCCAGAGUAUUUGACCAAGUGGACGUGGAAGCGAGAUGGGUUGUGGAAUAAACAUACAUAG